CGCGCAACCAAAUCGCUGACUACCCUAUUGCAUACAGGUGGGUUUGUCGGCAUUCUUGGUUAUCAGUGCCUACGCACACUGUCGUAGCCUAUCGCGAUCAAUUAGAUCGCGUAGCUGAACAUAGAUUUAAUUUCACCCCUUACGAUGACUAUCUCGAUGCCUUGCCCCCAUAUUGCACAGCGGGGAGGAUUUUGUGGACUGCUCGUGUUCCGCUUAUUUUUUACCACGUGGUGGAAUAUCACCACCCUGACCGGUUCUGCAGGCAAUUCAAUGGUUUGCAGGUUGUGCCAGCAGAUGUGGUGUACGACCAACGGUUGCACGAUAUGGACCAACGGGGUAGGUCUCGGACUAAUUGGUCACUAAAACACGCAGAGCACGUGGCCCGUUAGAAUGCUCGGUAUGAUUUGGUUAUCCACAUGCAAUGAACUGAUCGACCGCAGGUUGUGGAUAGGUACCACACAUGGUACUACAUGCACGGUCAACGGCUUAUUGGUAACCCUUCGCAUUAUAGUAACCAGGGAUUCGUGCAGUGUGCAGCAUCACUGAAUGAUGCGAUGCAUGCCUUCAACCGGUUGAGGUUAGAUUCCCAUCAGGUCCUCGACAAUCCUGACGCCGAUCGCGAUGCAUUCAUUAGGGAUGUUGAGCAGCGGAGUACUGAUAUGAUGAUCAAUACUGAGUACGAGUUCCUAUUGCACGUGGCACCGCAGCAAUACUUUGGGGCUCCGAUGCCGGAUGAACCAUUUGGCCCUCGGCGUGCAGAUGGUCGUCGAGACAGGCCCAACAUGCGUGGUAAAACGUAUGUUGUGUUUGUUGGUCGCCAACCGGAAAUAUAUGACAAUUGGGAGGAUGCAAAAACUCAAGUGCAUCGCUAUAGCGACAACUUGUAUAAAUCAUACAACUCGAGGGAUGAAGCCAUUCAAGCUUUCAACAGAUUCAUAAGUAGUCAACGACAUGAUUCCCAAGCAUGCAGUUCUAAUUCCGCUUCAAGUUCCAGCUCCACCGUACCGAAUACAAACACAUUUUCAAAUGAGGAAAUCUUAGCUCGUAUGCAAGAUGAACUCGCACGUGAGAAUCACGAGCACGCGAUGAAACUGGAUGCAAUCGUUGAAGAAUUUAAACAUCUACUUUCCAAAUAAGUUAACAUAAUGUUUGAAUAAAUAUUUGCAUGAGUUUACUCCAUUGUUGUU
Molecule: messenger RNA, 1187 nt
Organism: Ipomoea nil (Japanese morning glory)
Lineage: Eukaryota; Viridiplantae; Streptophyta; Magnoliopsida; Solanales; Convolvulaceae
Exons: 4
Coding region: 471-1136 (221 amino acids)
Source: RefSeq, a predicted model, not a curated record